GAAAGAGAGCCAGCGUUAAACCAUCAGAUCCUCCAACAUGAACGUCUGUCAGUCUCUGAUCUGCUUCUUCUUCCUCACACUGCAGGAUGGAAACAUUGGUCUCAUCAAUGCAGAAAUCAUCAAGAGUACAGGAACUGAAGGAGGAAACAUCACAGUUAGAUGCUCCUUCACUUCCUCUGGAAAGAGGAGAAUCUUCUGUAAGGACGAAUGUAAAGAUGGAGACAUUCUCAUUGAGACAGAAGAGGACACAGCUCAGAUAGGCAGAUACAGCAUUGAAUGUAUAGAAGGAGGUUUUCCAGUAUCUAAAAUAAUUGUGUAUGUGAGCAUCAGAAACCUGACUCAGUCUGACUCAGGACGGUACAGAUGUGGUUUGGUCAGAGCUUUAUUCUCAUCAUCAUACCAGGAGAUUGAGAUCCGAGUUACAGAUGCUCCAACCUCUCCUCUCAGACCUUCUUCACCAUCAGUCCCAUCAGCCUCAACACUGAUGACAUCACAGACAUCAGCAGCAAGUUCAGAUCUCCCCCUGGUUUUGGGUGUGUGUGUGUCUGUGGUGGUGGUGGUGCUGGCUGCUGUUCUGCUGUUCUUAUACAAAAAGAGGACUAAGCACUCUGAUGGUUCAAACCAGAGAGGAAACACAGACAUUACCAGGACUGAGAUUGACCUUUAUGAGAACUGCCCUCCACUCUCCACCCGUGCAGACUCCACCUACCAGAGUCUGGAUCCAGCCUCCAGGGAUCCAGACCACAUCUACUCUACUCUCUCUUAGAUACAACACCUAUGAUGAUGUCAGCAAGAGUUUCUGCUGAAUGCACAGCGAAGCCUGGCUGCUGCUCAUGGCAAUGAAGGAUUUUAUUACCAACCAGAAGAAUUUAAAGGAACACGCCGACUUAUUGGGACUUUAGCUU
Molecule: messenger RNA, 905 nt
Organism: Perca flavescens (yellow perch)
Lineage: Eukaryota; Metazoa; Chordata; Actinopteri; Perciformes; Percidae
Product: CMRF35-like molecule 8
Exons: 6
Coding region: 38-766 (242 amino acids)
Cellular component (GO): plasma membrane
Molecular function (GO): transmembrane signaling receptor activity
Source: RefSeq, a predicted model, not a curated record